GGCAGCCUCUCUCCCCCUUCUCUUUUUAAUUACCUCCUCACAGUUUUCUUCUUAAGCUGGUAGAACUCACUCCUCUCUCUCUCUCCACGCGUGCAAAUCCAUAGCACAAGCACAGGAGAUGGCAGCAAAAGGAGGAGAUGGCAUGCCAGGAGCCUUAAAAUACCAGACAUGGACGUUGAAGGUCCCAAUCCACUGUGAAGGCUGCAGUAGAAAAGUCAAGAGAGUUCUUCACAGCAUCGAUGGUGUAUUUACGACAAACAUUGAUUCACAACUGCACAAGGUCGAGGUGACUGGUGAUGUCGAUUCCGAGACACUGAUCAAGAAGCUGACCAAAUCGGGAAAACAGGCUGAGCUCUGGCCCGAUCAGAAGGAGAAAAAAUCCGGGAAGUCCAAGAACAAGGACAACAAGCAAGAAAACCCCAAAGAUUCCGAAGACGCCGGUGAAGAGGCUUCCAAAGAUGCAAAUGGAGUUGAAAGCGAUGACGACGGCGACGACGAUGAAGGGGGAGAGAACCAUGGAUCGGAAAACAAGGACACGGGUGGCGCGACCAAGGAGGCCGGCGCUGCCGGAACCGGCGGCAAGAAGAAGAAGAAAAAGAAGAAAGGGAAAAAGAAGAACGACGGCGGCACCGGCGAUGGGGCAGCCCCGGGCAACACUCCAGGGACGAGCUCGGGAUUCAGUCCACCGAUUACGGGCUCGAUGAGCAUGAACCCGUAUCCGCCGAUCUCCUAUUCACCGCAAGUUAUGAGCUACAAUGCGGCAUACCCUAGCCCCAGCACCUCCUACUACGGCGCCUCUCCGAUGCAUGCAUAUUUGUACUCUCAUCCAGGGCAGGCGUACGCUUUCCCUCCAGCGUCUGAUCCGAUCAGAAGCUACGCCGACGAUGAUCAUGAUCACGACGACGACGACGGCGGGUGCUCAAUCAUGUGAAGUGAUUAACAUGUGAAUUUGCUAGGUUUUGUUUGAGGGAAACAAGUGUUGUGGAAGUUUAUAAUACGUAUAGUAGGGGGUUGCUUGAAGAAUAAUGAAAUAUGGAGAGAGAAAUUAAGGGUUUUAUGGAUGUGCUUUGCAUUUUAGGGUAGGAACUCUUCGGUUCAAAAGUCUUUACUUUCUUCUCUUUUUAAUUAAGGUUUUGCUUAGUUUCGACCAAAAAUAAAUUAAGGUUUGCUUAGGGAGGUCAA
Molecule: messenger RNA, 1182 nt
Organism: Syzygium oleosum
Lineage: Eukaryota; Viridiplantae; Streptophyta; Magnoliopsida; Myrtales; Myrtaceae
Product: heavy metal-associated isoprenylated plant protein 36-like
Exons: 3
Coding region: 119-931 (270 amino acids)
Molecular function (GO): metal ion binding
Source: RefSeq, a predicted model, not a curated record